AUGCACAGAACAUAUUCUUUGAGGACUACCAGGGCACCAACUGCCUCUGAUUUACAGAAUCCACCACCACCACCAUCUUCUACCAAGAGCAGAUUUUUCGGUAAGGGUGGUUUAGCUUACAGUUUCAGAAGAAACGCAGCUGGUGCGUUUGGUCCUGAACUUUCACGUAAGUUGUCUCAAUUAGUGAAGAUUGAGAAAAACGUGUUGCGUUCUAUUGAAUUGGCUGCUAACGAACGUAGAGAUGCUGCUAAGCAAUUGUCGUUGUGGGGUUUGGAAAAUGACGAUGACGUUUCUGAUAUCACCGAUAAGUUGGGUGUUUUGAUUUACGAAAUGUCUGAAUUGGAUGACCAGUUCAUCGAUCGUUACGAUCAAUACAGAUUGACUUUGAAGUCUGUUAGAGACAUUGAAGGGUCUGUUCAACCAUCUCGUGAAAGAAGAGCUAAGAUCGCUGAUAAGAUUGCCUACUUGAAGUACAAGGACCCACAAUCUCCAAAGAUUGAAGUCUUGGAGCAAGAAUUGGUCCGUGCUGAAGCUGAAUCUCUUGUUGCUGAAGCUCAAUUGUCUAACAUCACGAGAUCAAAAUUAAGAGCUGCUUUCAACUACCAAUUCGAUUCCGUCAUUGAACAUUCUGAAAAAUUGGCCUUGAUCGCAGGUUACGGUAAGGCUCUUUUGGAAUUGUUGGAUGAUGCUCCAGUUACUCCAGGUGAGACUAGACCAGCUUACGACGGUUACGAAGCGUCUAAACAAAUCAUUAUCGAUGCUGAGAGUGCCUUAAACCAAUGGACUUUGGACUCUGCUGUUGUUAAGCCAUCCUUGUCCAUCAGAAACUUCGAUGAUGCUUACUUGGAUGAAGAAGACCAAGAACAAUGGAAUGACGAAGAAGCUGAAGCCGAAGCUCAAGAAGAACACCCAGUUGCUGCUUAA
This is a messenger RNA of Kluyveromyces lactis, 924 nucleotides long. It is a transcript of the gene PIL1, whose product is annotated as lipid-binding protein PIL1. Gene Ontology annotation, biological process: negative regulation of protein kinase activity; eisosome assembly; endocytosis. Gene Ontology annotation, molecular function: lipid binding. The coding region runs from base 1 to 924 and encodes 307 amino acids. Gene Ontology annotation, cellular component: plasma membrane; eisosome filament. NCBI's taxonomy places the organism in Eukaryota, Fungi, Ascomycota, Saccharomycetes, Saccharomycetales, Saccharomycetaceae. The transcript has a single exon. The record is from RefSeq and is a predicted model, not a curated record.